AUGUCGAGCAAAGCCGCGCUCAAGGCCGUUCGAAGUGCUUUAGAUGCGAAGAAAUUCGCUGAUGCAGCUGAGCAAGCUAAAAAUCUGGUGUCGCAGGACCCCCAAAAUUACCAUGGACAUGUCUUCCUCGGCCUUGCAAACGAUAAACUAAAUAAAGUUGAUGAGUCGGAGGCAGCUUAUCUAGCUGCGACACAGCUUAAACCUGCCGAUCGCACUGCCUGGCAAGGGUUAAUUUCGCUGUAUGAAAGAGCGGGCAGUCAGAAGCUAGACAACUAUCGCCAAGCGGUUCUCGAAUAUGGCCAAAUAUUGGCUAAAAGUGAUGGUGAUGAAAAAGAACGUUGUCAAGAUAUGGUGGACAGAUACACCAAGCUCGCCAAGAAAUGCGGUUCGAAAGUCGAAUACAAGCAAGCUUUAGAGAUACAAUUACCGACCUAUCCUCUCUACGACUUCCUCGAAGGACGUCUACCUCACCCCUCGCAUACCUACCUCCGCCUGAUCGAGCUCACUGAAUCCGAAGAGAAAGAAUACGUCAAUCGUGAGAUUGGAGAACGAAGAACUCGCCUGGGAGCCCGAAUUGAGCAGGUUACACAGGAGGUUAAGAGAGAAGCAUUCAAGAAGAGCAAACUAGAAGAUCUAUACCGAGGUAUUAUCGACUGGUCGAAUGAAGAUGCGGUCCGCAGAGAGUACGAGGAGAAGCUGAUCCUGCGCGGAUGCGACGAGCUUGAAGUUCUGCCCGUUAAAUUCAAGAAGUCAAAAAGGAAGGAAAUCAUUCGUGCCUCGCAUGAUAUGAUCAUUAUUCAACAUCCUUUCCAGGCUGCUUGGGAUAUAUUCCUAGAAUGGAAUGAUUUAGGAAACUAUUCUGAGUGGGACGUGGCCAUUGUACGAAAAUACAUUGAAUUCUUCCCCGAUUCUGGCUUGGGCAAGGUUUUGAAAGGCUUCCUGACCAGUGAACUAUCCCCUUUCCCGCAAGAAAAAGCCGAGGAAAAGGACGAUGAUGACGAAGAAAAUGCUUCAGCAAAGAAGGAAUUAGAGGUCAUUGAAAGCCAGGAUGCCGCUGCCGAUAGGUUAAUUCUCAUGGUUGAAGGUCUUGAAUCGGCCCGCACAUCUUGUCUGGCCCACCGAAUUAUGUCUGACCUCUAUCUCUCAAUCGAAGAGCAUGAGACUGCAAUUGAGGUGGCUCGGAAGGGUCUACUGAACGCUAAAGAGCUCGUCAGACGUUAUGACCUACCUUUCCAGAACACAUUCGAUUCCAUCAACAUCAUACUCGCCAAUUCCUUGAUCCACUAUCAAUCUCCUAGACACCAUCCAGAGGCAAAGUCCAUUUUUGAAGAGAUCCUCCAGCGAAAGAAAACCUCAACAACCUGUCUCCUCGGUGUCGGGUUGAUCUUGAAGGUGGACGAAGAUUACCCCGAUGCAAUUAGAUUCUUGCAGCGUGCCCUAGAGCGAGAUAACUCGAAUAUCAAGAUUCGCGGAGAACUGGCUUGGUGCAAGGCAUUAAAUGGUGACCUUGAAACUGGUCUCAAUGGCCUCCAAGAUGCCCUCGAGCGUUUGAACGAAGAACAGCCUGAAAAUAAAACAUUCAAGGCCGAGCUACUCUACGGUAUCGGGCAUUGUCAAUGGGAGCUAGAUUCUUCCGUUGAGGCUAGAAAAGACCGCAAGGGUGCUUAUGCCAGCUUCCUUGCAGCGAUCAAAACCAACAUGAACUUUGCGCCGGCGUAUACGAGCCUUGGUUUCUUCUACGCUGAAUACAAAAAGGACAAGGCUAGAGCACAUGCGUGUUUCCACAAAGCGUUCGAAUUAUCUCCACUGGAGACUGAAGCAGCAGAACGCCUCGCUCACGGGUUUGCGGACGUCAAAGAAUGGGACCUCGUUGAAGCUGUUGCACAGCGAGUAGUAGACUCUGGCAGGGCUAAGCCCGCUCCUGGGUCGAAGCGCAAAGGCUAUAGCUGGCCUUAUGCGGCUCUUGGAACCGUGCAGAUCAACAAACAGCAAUACUCUAAGAGUAUUGUUUCAUUCCAAGCUUCUCUGCGGGUCGCGCCGGGUGACUACCACUCUUGGGUUGGUCUAGCGGAAAGCUACCACCACUCCGGUCGAUAUAUUGCAGCCACCAAGGCUUUCCAACACGCACAAGAGCUGGAAAGCACUUUGUCGAGCAAAGACAAGGAGCAUGUUUGGUUUGCAAGAUACAUGACGGCCAACGUGAAACGCGAGCUUGGCGACUAUGAUUCUGCGAUCGCUGCGUACGAAGACGUCUUGAAUGUACGACCCCAUGACAUUGGCAACACAAUUGCUUUACUUCAGACGUUAGUCGAGAGCUCAUGGAAGAGUCUGCACUCAGGGUUAUUUAACGAGGCCGCAGACCGUGCAGCUAAAGCUAUUCUUGCGGCUCGUCCGCUUGUGGAAGUUGGCAGCAAUAUUUUCAAUCUAUGGAAGGCAGUUGGUGACGCCUGUGCCACUUUUUCGUAUGUCAAGAAGAAGAUGGAAAAGUUGCCUGUAUCUGAUUGCAAGACUUUACUGGCUACGCGCCUUGAUCCGGCAGCGCUAGAUAUCAUGACGGAUGUUGACGGAAUAGGUCAGGAGUGGCUUGAUGGUGCCGAUAACGACGACAGCACCUCAUCCAGUCCAUGUCACCAGCUGGCUAUCUUGGCAUACAAACGAUCCAUUCAUGUUUCUGCCCAUGACAGACAUGCACAGGCAGCGGGAUGGUACAAUCUUGGCUGGGCUGAAUACCGAGCUGACCGAGGUGUUCAACCAGACCCAAAGAGCAAGAGUAAGAAGCCUAGCAAAUUCUUAAAGGCGGCCAUCAGAUGCUUCAAGAGGGCAAUUGAAUUGGAGGCAGGCAACUCAGAGUUCUGGAACGCCCUUGGUGUCGCCACAGCAAGAAUGAGCCCCCGAGUCUCCCAGCAUGCGUUCGUUAGAAGUUUGCACCUGAACGACCGAAGUGCUCAAGUUUGGGCUAAUCUCGGUGCAUUAUAUCUCAUCAACAAUGACGCGCCACUCGCCAAUGAAGCUUUUACUCGUGCCCAGUCUACUGAUCCAGACUACUCACAGGCAUGGGUUGGGCAAGGAAUCUUGGCUGAAACUCUCUAUGGGGAUUUGAAAGAGACACGCGGUCUUUAUGAGCAUGCCUUUGACAUUUCACACUCAUCUGAUAUAAUCCCUAAGCGUCAAUACGCUCUCACACUCUUCGACCACCUUCUUUCUGACCCCUCAGCUUCUAAUGAGGUCUCCCAACUUAUCCAGCCUUUCUUUGCUCUCCAUCAACUAUGUGCCCAGAAUCCGUCAGACCUGCCCUUCAUGCACCUUUUGGCUUUGUUGGCCGAGAGAAUGGGCGAGACUGCUGAUGCCGAAUCUAGCUUGGAAGCUGUGUGCGCGGGCAUGGAAACCGAGUACGAUGAAACAGAGUCUGUGGAUGCGCUUGUGAGAUUCGCCCAGGCCAAUUCAGACUUUGCACGUGUUCUCCUCGCACGACAUGAGUAUGAGCGGGCGGCAGAAAAAGCAGAAACUGCACUGACGCUCACGGGCGACGAUGAUGUUGAGAAAAGUGACCCCGACGCUUGCACAAAGCUUCGUCUCUCCGCUCACCUGACAGCUGGCCUGGCGUAUUACUUCACAAAAUCAAUGGAUCAAGCCAUCGACAUGUUCCGUGAUGCUCUUCAAGAAGCGAACAACGCACCAGAUGUCGUUUGCCUUCUUGCUCAAGUUUUGUGGGCAAAGGGAGGUGAGGAAGAAAAGUCCGUCGCUCGCCAGCAGCUUUUCGACUGUGUGGAGAGCCAUCCAGAUCAUCUUGGCGCAAUUACUCUUCUCGGAGCUAUUGCCCUUGUGGAAACCGAUAAGGAUGUGAUCGAAGCCGUCGAGUCCGAUCUGCAAAAUAUGGUUACCCGCGAUGACAUUGACAUUCACGGCCGAGCCAAACUGCUCAAGCUCUUAACUAUGAUCUCGGCUAAGGGAUUCAACGAAGACGCCACGCUUCCUGAAGAGACACGCCUGGUCAAAGAAGCUACAUCGGCUAUUAUGAUGGCUCCUGGCCAACCACAGGGCUGGAUGGAGCUCUCCGACAUCUCAGAAUCUGCGUACCCAGCCGAAAUGGCCAUCAGUCGAGCUUUGCGUUGCGUGCCUCCUCACGGAAGCCUUGAUGCCGAUGAUCUCAGCAAGGCUCAUGCUCAAACUGGCAUGGUGAGUGAUGCUUUCAGGUCAAUCAUGGUUGCACCCUGGAGACAAGAUAGCUGGGAUGAAUUGAAUCACACCCUAUCGAGCACAGCCGCGUGA
Messenger RNA from Penicillium angulare, 4269 nucleotides. RefSeq names its product SKI complex subunit tetratricopeptide repeat protein SKI3. Gene Ontology annotation, cellular component: Ski complex. The transcript is spliced from 3 exons. The record is from RefSeq and is a predicted model, not a curated record. The coding region runs from base 1 to 4269 and encodes 1422 amino acids. NCBI's taxonomy places the organism in Eukaryota, Fungi, Ascomycota, Eurotiomycetes, Eurotiales, Aspergillaceae. Gene Ontology annotation, molecular function: protein binding.